This is a messenger RNA of Aureobasidium namibiae CBS 147.97, 459 nucleotides long. RefSeq names its product putative ubiquitin-conjugating enzyme E2 W. Lineage: Eukaryota; Fungi; Ascomycota; Dothideomycetes; Dothideales; Saccotheciaceae. The transcript has 3 exons. The record is from RefSeq and is a predicted model, not a curated record. The coding region runs from base 1 to 459 and encodes 152 amino acids.
AUGAUGAGCAGUAAGCGACUCCAGAAGGAGCUCAUCAAAGUCCAAGGACAACUGGCGCCUGGCAUUACCCUCGUCCAAGCAGAGAACCUCAAGACAUGGCUCAUGGACAUCCAAGUCAUGGAUGCAAACCCCAUCUACCAGGGCGAAACAUACCGCCUCAAAUUCGAAUUCAGCUCAAACUACCCCAUCGAGCCGCCAGAAGUCGUCUUCAUUCGCCAUCCUGAUCGCCCUAUCCCCAUCCACCCUCACAUCUACACUAACGGCAUCAUCUGUUUGGAUCUACUCGCUUCUCAAGGAUGGUCGCCGGUGCAGAAUGUCGAGAGUGUUUGUCUCAGCAUCCAAAGCAUGUUGACCGGCAACUCCAAGAACGAGCGUCCUCCUGGCGAUGCCGAGUUUGUGAGGACCAACCGCCUUCGCCCUCGCGAUGUUGCCUUCCACUUUCACGACAACGAAGUUUGA